This is a messenger RNA of Pyrenophora tritici-repentis Pt-1C-BFP, 1593 nucleotides long. Its product is annotated as ProP, Permease major facilitator superfamily. The record is from RefSeq and is a predicted model, not a curated record. Gene Ontology annotation, molecular function: transmembrane transporter activity. Lineage: Eukaryota; Fungi; Ascomycota; Dothideomycetes; Pleosporales; Pleosporaceae. Gene Ontology annotation, biological process: transmembrane transport. Gene Ontology annotation, cellular component: plasma membrane.
AUGAACGGCACGGGCAACUACUUGGCCAGUGACAUGAAUCCAAGCAAAUCUUUGUACAAUGGCAGGCCCACGGUUCCGAUAUCCCAUUUCAAACGUGUUCUCUAUCAAGCAAUAAUUGACGACACAAUUACCAACGCUGAAUACGACGGGAAUGGCACUUUGGAAGACCCUUACGUCAUAACAUGGCUGCCAAAUGACCCUUUCGAUCCCAUGAAUAUCUCAAACGGUAUCAAGUGGUGGAUAACCGCCAUUGUAGCAAUGAUGACUCUUGCUGUGUCAUUUGCAUCGUCAGCAUAUUCCGGCGGCAUCGGUGAAAUACGGAAAGAAUUUGAUGUCAGCCAGAUUGUUGCCACUUUGGGAAUUGCAUUGUUCGUUUUGGGUUUUGCUAUUGGGCCCCUGGUGUGGGCACCUAUGAGUGAGAUUUACGGACGCCGGUACAUCACUGUUAGUUCUGGUUUGCUUCUUGCUGUAUUCAGUGCAGCUUCAGCAGCUUCUCAGAACGUGACUACUUUAGUUGUAACAAGAUUCCUUGCUGGUGCUCUAGGCUCAUCACCACUGACUAAUGGUGGCGGUGUCCUUGCGGAUAUAUUUCCGUCUUCCCAACGCGGACUGGCAACCACUUUGUUUGCGACAGCCCCGUUCCUUGGCCCAACAAUUGGCCCUAUUGUGGGCGGAUUUGUUGGCCAAGCAGCCGGCUGGCGUUGGAUAGAAGGCAUGAUCGCUGUCUUCACAGGAGUGAUAGCGAUCCUAUAUGCCUUAGUUGUGCCCGAAACGUAUUCACCUGUGCUCUUAGCCAAACGAGCCGCGAAACUUUCUGAAGUUACCUCGAAAACUUUUAAAAGUAAGAUCGAGCUUGAGAGAGGCAAGAAAACGGCAUCCGAAGCAUUUGUCACAGCGUUGGUCAGGCCUUGGAUAUUGUUGUUUUGUGAACCAAUCGUCUUCCUGUUGGCUGCAUACACAGCAAUAAUAUAUGGAGCCCUCUACAUGUUCUUUCCAGCUUUCCCUAUUGUUUACCAGGUCGGUCGGGGUUGGUCUUCAGGUAUGGGAGGUCUCGCAUUCAUCGGAGUUGCAGCAGGCAUGUCCUGUGCAAUCGUCUAUCUGUUUUGGGAAAACAAACGCUAUGCUCGUAACACAGCAAAUUCACCAACCGGACAUCUUGAUCCAGAAGCAAGGUUACCACCCGCGCUCCUUGGGAGUAUCAUCAUACCUGUCGGGCUCUAUUGGUUUGCCUGGACCAAUGGAUCAAACGUACACUGGAUUGUCAGCAUCAUUGGCAGCGCCCCGUUUGGCUUCGGCAUGGUAUUGGUCUUCAUAUCGUGCGUCAAUUAUCUCGUCGACUCGUACGUUAUAUAUGCAGCAUCAGUACUGGCUGCCAGCUCGGUCGUUCGCUCACUCUUUGGCGUGGCAUUCCCGUUAUUCACGCCUUACAUGUACCGACAUCUGGGUAUACAUUGGGCCUCAUCUAUCCCAGCGUUUCUAACUCUUACAUGCGUGCCUUUCCCAUUCUUAUUUUACAAGUUUGGAGCAAAGAUCAGGAUGCGUUGCAAAUAUUCUCGUGAAGCUGCCACGGUGCUGAACAAAAUGCGCAACUGA